Messenger RNA from Acanthochromis polyacanthus (spiny chromis), 2107 nucleotides. RefSeq names its product diphthamide biosynthesis 1 (gene dph1). Gene Ontology annotation, molecular function: 2-(3-amino-3-carboxypropyl)histidine synthase activity. Gene Ontology annotation, biological process: protein histidyl modification to diphthamide. NCBI's taxonomy places the organism in Eukaryota, Metazoa, Chordata, Actinopteri, Pomacentridae. The record is from RefSeq and is a predicted model, not a curated record. The transcript is spliced from 12 exons. Bases 71 to 1357 code for a protein of 428 amino acids.
UCACUGUUCUCUUCAAUCGAUUGCUUUCGCCUUUCUGUUCCUCACGUGUUUCGUGUUUGGGAGAGAAAACAUGGCUGCGCCCUCGACUGAUGUGCAGAUUGUGCCUGCGAAAAAGCCUGCAGUUCGAGGACCACGGCGAGUAGCCAAUCAGAUUCCAGAUGAAAUCCUCCAAGACCCCGAGUUACAGGAGGCUAUCAAAGCCCUGCCUGCAAAUUACAACUUUGAGAUCCACAAGACAGUUUGGCGAGUGAGACAAGCCAAUGCAAAGAGAGUCGCUCUGCAGCUUCCAGAGGGCCUGCAGAUGUUUGCCUGCACCAUCUCUGACAUCAUUGAGAGGUUCACAGAGGCAGAUACCAUUGUGAUGGGAGAUGUGACUUAUGGAGCCUGCUGCGUGGACGACUUCACCGCCCGAGCCCUGGGAGCUGAUUUUAUGGUGCACUAUGGUCACAGUUGUCUAAUCCCCAUAGACUCGACGGCAGGUAUUAAGAUGCUGUAUGUGUUUGUGGAUAUCCAGAUGGACAAUGCACACUUCCUGGACACGGUCAAGUUCAACUUCGCUCCUGGACAAUCUCUGGCGCUCGUCAGCACUAUUCAAUUCGUGGCUGCGCUGCAGGCUGUGAGUGCAGCCCUCAAACCAGAGUACGACAUGUUUGUCCCACAGUGUCGCCCUCUGUCACCAGGAGAAAUUUUGGGAUGUACCUCCCCUCGCUUGGACCGCCACGUCAAUGCCAUCAUUUAUCUCGGAGAUGGAAGAUUUCACCUGGAGUCGAUCAUGAUUGCAAACCCAGAUAUCCCUGCCUACAGAUAUGACCCUUAUAGUAAGGUGUUCUCCAGGGAGUACUAUGACCAUACAGCCAUGCGCGCUUUAAGGCUCCAGGCUAUUGAAAAGGCUCGACUGGCCCAAAGAUGGGGCCUCAUCGUGGGCACGCUAGGCCGACAGGGCAGCCCCAAAGUCCUGGAGCACCUGGAAUCAAGACUCCAGUCAUUGGGCAAGUCCUUCACUCGAGUGCUCCUCUCUGAGAUUUUCCCAAGCAAGCUGGAUCUGAUGCCAGAAGUAGAUGCGUGGGUCCAGAUCGCUUGUCCACGUCUUUCCAUCGACUGGGGCACUGCCUUCUCCAAACCCCUGCUGUCUCCAUAUGAGGCAGCUGUUGCUUUACAGGAGGUAAGCUGGAAGGAAGUCUACCCCAUGGACUUCUAUUCCAACCAGAGCCUGGGGUCAUGGACGCCCAACCACCCUGACAACCAGCCUGUGCGGCCCACUCGGAGACAGACUCAGAAGCAAGGCUCGGAGCCAAGCAAUGCUAGCAAGCAGUGUGAGCAGAACCAGUGCGCCCCCUGCGGCUGUCAAAAGGAAUGAAACGUCGUGACCAGCGCUGUCUUUGACUCGUCUCAUCCCUGGCCCUGCCUCCACCCCUGCAAACGGCUGGAGGAAGGUCAGAGCAGAUCAGGAGAAGCCGGUAUUUGUCCAGACAGUCUAUCAGAGAGCAGAGCUAAAGCCAGAGGAGUGUUCAGCUUCCCCUCCAAUGGAUUACCAGCCAUAUAUAAUCCCUAAUCUUACAGCGAGCACAGCAGAUCUAACCAAAUUCAUUCACUUUUUUUCACAUGUAUUCUGAGCUCACAUGCAGCUGAGAGAAUAACUUGUAUGUUGAAGCUCAGGCAUGUUGAUGUGAGCCAGAUUUCUCCAUGAAGGAGCGACUCUCUGCAGUGCUAGGAAAGAAUUUCAUUCUGCAUAGGGGAAAUGUGUGGGUCUUUCUGUAAUGCAAACACUGCCUUUUGUGACUGUUACAGAGAGCGAGCGAGCGCAGGAUGACCUUGAGCAUGCUGUAUGGAAUUAAGUGUCUGUCAAUGUGGGUGGCUUUAGUCAAAUGCAAUCCACUUGUCCUUGGAUAAAGCGCUGUAAAUUGUUUGACACUUCAAAUGAGCUUCCUUCAAUUUAAUGCUUUGUUUCCAAGACGGUCAGACGUAUUGUAUGAAGCACUUUGUUUUUAAUGUACAGUUUGUGACUUUUCACACUUUGAACAUUUUCUACUGAUGGUGAUGCAUCAUGCCUUAACAUUUCUGUUUUCUUUAAUCAGAUUCUGAAACAAUAAAUCCAAAAUGGAACCUC